UUGAGGUUGAGAUUUGUCAAGUUUCUUGAAUCAAAUCAUGGAGACAUUUUACAGGAAACCGCCCAAGCCUUUCAAUUCGGUACUCGAACGAGGAGACAAGGUUGAUAAUUUUGCCGACAUCAACAUUGAAAAACCACCAAAUGUUUCACCAGUCGAUAUGGAACUUAGAAUUCGCGCGGAUAGGGCCAUAGGAGCUUUAAAUAGAACCAUUUCGGUGUUAAACGUAAUGGCACAUUUACCGCUUCUUUUGGAAAAUGACGGGGACAUUAUUCGCAAAAGCAUGCCCACCAGCGAGCGCAAUUUUAUUUUCCAUGUGCUCCAGGAAUACGGAUGCGAUGUGGGCUCCAAUGUCAAUGCCGACCCCCAAAGUUUCGGCCGCAUAAUCGAGAGUAUAACCAAAAUUAAAAAAGCAACUACGUCGUCAAAAACAUCUCAGAGUAAUAAAAUAGCCCAUUAUAGCCCGGAUCCGAUGCUAGGUCAGGCUAUCGAUUUAAUUGUCGAUAACAAAUGUAUCCGCGACGCAAUAAGAACUUCUAAGAAACCGAAACGCAAUCCUACCAUAUCGGAAUUCGUUAAAAGCCUCGAAGAAUUGAGAGAAGUGGCCAAAUUAAAACUAUACGUCACAGGAACCGAGGAGGAGGCCAGAGAUAGGCAGUUAAGACAAGCAUACAAGUCCAAUGUGCUACUCGCCGCAGCUAUAAACGACAUGAAGAACCAAAUAGAAAUUCAACGGAAACAUCUCGGCAAGGAAUUGAGCGACAAAAUUGCCACAUUUGAAAAAUAUAACCAAAAGAUUGAAAGUAUUAAGGAAGAGUUCAGAAUCAACAUUGAAAAGACACUUCACGAAUCGGAAAAAACAAUGAUGCAGCAAUGUUACGAGAGUGAGGAAAAACAAAUCCACCUGGCCGAAGAAGUCAAGAAAUUAACCGAAGAAUACGAUCGGCUUCUCGAAGAUCAUUUACUAGAUGAAAAAGUGCUGAGAUCAAAUAGACUGAAAACCGAAACGCAACUUCACAACUGGCUGGCGAAAUACGAUCAGGAUAUCGGAGAGAAACAGGCCGAAUAUGACAAAUUAAUAACAGAGUACGAACAGCAAAAAGUUGCACUGGAACAGCUAGAAGACGAAAUAGACGAACAAGAGUCGGAGUACGUUGCGUUGAUGCAAGAGAAGAAAGAAGAAGAGGAAAGAAUUUACAACGAGAUGGCGUACAAAUUAUUGGUGAACCGCUGUGCCAGAAUUAUACAGAGAGCUUGGAGGGAAUACAGGGAACGUAAAGCCAAACGGAAGGGUAAAAAAGGUAAGAAAUCCAAAGACCGCAAGAAAAUUACAGCGAGGAAGUAAAACAUUGAAUAUUACUAG
Cylas formicarius (sweet potato weevil) is the source of this 1360-nucleotide messenger RNA. RefSeq names its product dynein regulatory complex protein 10. NCBI's taxonomy places the organism in Eukaryota, Metazoa, Arthropoda, Insecta, Coleoptera, Brentidae. The record is from RefSeq and is a predicted model, not a curated record. Bases 38 to 1342 code for a protein of 434 amino acids. The transcript has 7 exons.